Messenger RNA from Drosophila takahashii, 768 nucleotides. RefSeq lists its product as uncharacterized. The record is from RefSeq and is a predicted model, not a curated record. NCBI's taxonomy places the organism in Eukaryota, Metazoa, Arthropoda, Insecta, Diptera, Drosophilidae.
GCAGCCAACCGGCAUACAUAUUUUAAAAAAUAUGAGUGAAAAUAGGAACUAUGAGCCGCAGGAAGGCUCGGAAUUCAUUCCAUUAGAGUCCGACCUAGUCAAUGCCGAAAUUGAAGCUGGCUCUCACGCGGCGACUCCGCCCGAGAGCCCGGAACCUCGGCCCACAGCUUCAGCAGAGGAGGGACGCUGCAGGUGUUUCAUUUGUGGCCAAUCUGUGGACGAUCUAGUGGAAUUGGAUGAUGUCGGCAACAGUAGCUCUUUGCCGGACGACCCUGGAGAAGAAAACGAUAACUUAUUGGUGGUCAACGGCCCUUCUGACCAUCAGCAGUCCUCACCUUCUGUUGAGAUCAACGUCAGCAUAUCUUUUGCACCAUCUGGUGGGUCACCUGUCACAAUUGGAAUUUCUGGUACCCAGUUAACACCUAAUCAAGCACCCGUUUCGUUCAACUUUCUAAAUCGCAAUUCUACCAACGUUUUGGUUCAAAUUCAGCCGAAUGGUUCUGGAGCUGUUCCAGCCCAAACAACCCGGUCCAAUGGCGAAUUCUUGCCAUCCAAUUGUGAGAGUGUGGUGAGGUGCCCCAUAUGCUUUCGCUCGGCCGACAAUCCCCGUGCCACCAGUUGUGGCCACGUCUUUUGCGAUGGGUGUAUUCAUCGUGCCCUCAGCAUCCGUAGCAUUUGCCCUGUGUGUGGUGUCCCUCAGGAAUACAGUAACACCCUGCAAAUUUUUCCAUAAUUGGAUACGAAUUGUAAGAAAGCUUGGAAAGUGCU